GUGUUUAAGGCGAGCGUGUGAACGUGUCCCCAAGCUGUGCUGGUGAAUGAGAGGCAGGCUUGUGGACUUUGCGGGUCCUCCCUCGAGUCCCUCACAUGAUCCGGAGCUGUGGAGAGCGAGCGGACCGCGCCGUGCGUAAAACAGCCUGAGGAGACACGAUCGCUUCGACACGACCUCACCAUGUGCCUCCUAACUUUGCUCGGCGUCUUUUUGACGCUCACGGGCUCAAUCAGUGCCCAAAUACCUUGGACUCAACAAAAGCUGUACCACAAAGCCAGUACUCUGAGCUCCAGUGAUCUGCUCAGUGUUUUGGCCCACACAAACAUUGAUCACAUGUGGGAGAAGGACCUGAAGCCCAUGCUGGUGGUGCGUUACCCAGGCACUGCAGGAAGCAAGGCAGUACAGCAGCAAAUUAAAUCUACUCUGGGCUCACUGAAAGCAGGCUGGAAGGUGACUGAGGAUCACUUCCAAGAUCACACACCAUAUGGCCAGAUCCCUUUCACUAACAUUAUUGCCACCCUCAACCCCUCUGCCAAGCGGCGGCUGGUGCUGGCCUGCCACUACGACUCCAAGUACUACCCUCCUCAGUGGCAUGGGAGGCAGUUUGUGGGGGCCACUGACUCAGCUGUGCCCUGCUCCAUGUUGCUGGAGCUGGCCAGAGCUCUGGAUCCAGAGCUGAAAUCUCUAAAGGCCUCGGGGUCAGACCUGUCUCUGCAGUUGUUGUUCUUUGACGGAGAGGAGGCUCUGUAUCAGUGGACCUCCACUGACUCUCUGUAUGGCUCUCGCCACCUGGCCCACAAAAUGGAGAGCACUCCACACCCCAAGGGAGCUACAGACACCAACCAGCUACACGGCAUUGAUCUUUUUGUUCUAUUGGACUUGAUCGGUGGUCCCAUGCCUCGUUUUGGUAACCAGUUCUCAAAUACUGCCAGGUGGCUUUCCAGACUGCAAAAUAUUGAGCGGCGUCUGCAUGCACUGGGGCAGCUGAAGGAUCAUCCUAAUGAGGUUCAGUACUUCUGGCCUGGUCUGCCUGUGGGUCCAGUUCAGGAUGAUCACAUGCCCUUCCUUAGCAGAGGGGUCCAGGUCCUCCAUCUUAUCCCCACCCCAUUCCCUUCUGUGUGGCAUACCUUUGAUGACAAUGAGGAGAAUCUGGACCGUGCCACAAUGGAGAACCUCAACAAGAUACUGCAAGUGUUUGUGCUGGAGUAUCUAAACAUGAAAAGCCAGAAUCCAAUUACACAGACCCCUUAAUCUUCUACUACCUUCUUCCUAGUACACUAACAUCAACAGUCCAACUGUGAGGUCCUCUUACCAAAAACACCAAAAGACUUUGUGCUCCAAACACCUUGGUAUUAGAGUAGGCAUCUCUAGAGUCUGUAUAUUUUAUGAGUAUUGUAUUAAAAGCUCAUUGUGUUGUACCAGAGGACCAAAUAUGAUUCCUGACAUAAUUAUAAAUCAGUAUAUUCAAAGGCCUGUGGUGUACUGUUGUUUCCUAUUACAUAGUUCUAAGAAUUUUCAGUGAAUUUGUAUUUAAUUUGUAUUCCAGCAUGAUUCAUUUUUAAUAUAAAUGAUGUUUAUAUUUUGUUGCAACCAAGAAUCAGUUUAUCUAUGUUGUACUAUAUUCAGAAAUCAUAUUUUGUUCUAAUGAAGUUGUCAUAGUACAACAUCAAUAGUUUUAUCUUCUCUAUGUGCCUAUAUCUGUGGUAGGAAAAGACACUUUAUGAAUUCUGUGACUUGUCCCUCAAAUGUCGAUAAAUAAUGUCAUGUCUCUUUUUUAAAAAAAAGAUGUUAUUAUUAAGAUAUAUUUUCAAAAAGGUCCUAUGAUGAGCAAUUAUGGCUCAUUAUUCCAAAUCUGAAUCAUAUCCUUUGUUAUCUUUCAAGCAUGAUGAAAUUAUAAAUAUGACUCCGCAUAUCUGCAGCGUUUAAGCAAAUUGCAACCUGUGGGUAUUAAUGUGAGCCACUGUUGAUUUGGUUUAAAGUCAGAGUUGAAAACAUAUUUUGGACUUUGGAUUAACUGCCUUGAAGCUAAAACUAAAAUCCUCUUUGCUUUGAGGUACCCCUUACCUUAAUAGUGUGUAUUUUAUUAAAAUUGAUGAUAGAAUAUUCCCUUUUCUUACUAACAAAACAGUCUUAUAAUGACUGAAACUUUUCAGCACUGAAUGUUACAGAUCAUUUUGAGUAGAACUCAAAAGCACUAGCAAACACAGCUUUGGACAAUUAUAUACACAAAAUCAUAAUAAUUCUUCACCAAAACACAAAGUUUACUUAAAAACUCUUUGUGUUUUUGUAAUGACAUGAAAAUGUGAUACAGUAUUUUUUAAAUAGAGUUUUCUUUAUUUAAAAAUUAUGUUAGUGAGAAAUCUAAAUCUUCACCGCUUUAAAUAGAGCAUACCAUAAUAUUUGUAAAUAUCUAAGGUCUGAAUAUUUUUUUUUACUGUGGGACCACAUUCUACAGAAGUAAUUCAGUAGAAGGGCUCAUAUAUAGUAUAGUAUUUAGCGACUGAUAUUGUGUAAUACAGUAAUAUUACCUGUGUAUAAUUAUAUUCUAAAAAGUCUUGAUUGUUGCAUAAAUAAUAUAAUAUUAAAUAAUAAUAUUAUCAUAAUAUUUUUCAAUAUCAUUGAUACUUUGACAUUUACAUUUAGCCAUUUAGCAGACACUCUCAUCCUGAGAAACUUGUGCCAACAUUACGCAGAUAUACUGCAAGAAUCAUCACUGGGGCAAGAGCCUCGCCGUAACUUGAAUAAAUACAAGUGGAGACACUGUUGAGACGUAAGUGAAUUAUUAUGUAAAUUAAUGAAACACAGAGGUAGAGUGCAGAAGACUGGAGAGAAAUGAAGUGUGAAUGAGUGAAGUAAGGUGUAAAUCCAGUUAGUAUUUCAAGUUUGCGUGCAUGUUUUGUUGAUUUUAUAAGUGAAGAUAUGUUAACACAUCCUCUACAGAGAAUAUACCUCUGCACAUUUAACACACAAUUAUAGCCUGUUGCCUGUACAGGAUGUGUUAACUUACCUUCACUUAGAAAAUCAACAAAACAUGAAAUUCAGCAAAGGGUGUUCAAACUUUCGUGUAUGACUGGACAUGAGUCUGUUUCACAUAGAUAUUUGUUCUUCAUAAUUCAUAAAUUUGAGUUAAUAAACACUCCUAAUAAAAUUCCUAAACAUUCAUGUAGUGUCUGUUCAGAACUUGCAGAAGGUUAUAAGAUUGUAAUGUCCUCAUCCUUAUGGAUUGGAUGGCUGCCGUCUCCAUCUGAAUGUACAUUGGUUAUAUGAGGAAGCUGAGUGGGGUCACAUUCCUGCCUUCGCCUUCAGUGGACAAUUCCUGGAAAUUUCAUAUUAUCUGUCUCAGUAAACAGUAAUUUUUUCACGCAAUGUUUACAUAGGACAUUGAUGCGAAACCAAAAUCCUCAAAAAUGUAAUUGUCAUAGUUGUGCUGGUAUUGCAAAUUCAUAGAUCCACCAUAUUUAAACAAAGGUUGAUUGAUUGAUUGAUUUACUGAUUGAUACAUGAUAAAGUAUGUGUAUUCAUACUAUAUUAAAAUCGUUUAUACUUGU
Messenger RNA from Pygocentrus nattereri (red-bellied piranha), 3548 nucleotides. It is a transcript of the gene qpct, whose product is annotated as glutaminyl-peptide cyclotransferase. NCBI's taxonomy places the organism in Eukaryota, Metazoa, Chordata, Actinopteri, Characiformes, Serrasalmidae. Gene Ontology annotation, molecular function: zinc ion binding; glutaminyl-peptide cyclotransferase activity. The record is from RefSeq and is a predicted model, not a curated record. The transcript has 7 exons. Bases 181 to 1251 code for a protein of 356 amino acids.